CACGCAAACACACACACACAAACACAGACACGCACACAGAUAUCAGGAAGUAAUCUGUUCCGUGCUGACUGUGCAGGGUGCUGUCUUGUAUGUAAGCAGAAGAGUGUGUACCGUACGUCAGUGUGUGCACGUCAGUGUGUGUGUCUGCCGACAACAGGUUGCAAGUAUGACCCUCUCACCUCAAAUUUAAGGAUCUCUCACCCCACUGGACAGACACAUGGACACACACCUACACGGACCAACACCAUGGGCUCAAGAUUAAAAGAAAACCCUGACAGGACCUUCUACUGGUUCUUUGAAGCAUCUUGUCCAAUCGCAAAUGACAAAGAUCCUGACGUGUUGUUUCAGUUUCCUGAAGACUUCAGUGAUGAGGAAUCCCGCCAGACCCUACCAAGGUUCUGCUUUCCCUAUGACAUAGAGAGAGUGAGAGAUGUGGUGCCAGUGCAACACUUCACCUUUGUGUUGACUGACUUGGAGGGAUGCCAACGCUUCGGCUUCUGUCGCCUCACCAGCAGCUCACACACCUGCCUCUGUAUGCUUAGCUACCUACCUUGGUUUGAGGUGUUUUACAAACUUCUGAACAACCUGGCUGACUAUCUGACCAAGGGACAGACCAAUGAGAUGCGAGAACUGCUGGGCGCCCUCUACACACAUCCCCUGCCAGUGGCUGUCGGCUCUGUCACUCUGCAGCUGGGAGAGAAGCUAUUGGUCAGGACAGAGAUGCCCCGCCCUCCUGGACAUGCCCCCCUCACCCCGGGGAAGGGGCAGGAAGGGGUCCCGUACUUCAUCGCUCCAGACCCCAGAGGACUCCCUUCCAUCCCUGAGAGUAGGAACCUGACAGAGUUGGUGGUAGCGGUAGAUGUGUCUAACCUCCUCCAGCUCUAUGCCAGUAUGUUGUUUGAGAGACGCAUCCUCAUCCUCUCCAGCAAACUCAGCACAUUGACAGCGUGUGUUCAUGCCCUCAGUGCUGUGCUCUACCCCAUGUACUGGCAACACAUCUUCAUACCUGUCCUGCCCCCACACCUACUGGACUACUGCUGUGCUCCGAUGCCCUUCCUCAUAGGAGUCCACUCCAGUCUGACAGAGAGAGUGAGAAGCCGGGGGUUAGAGGACGUGGUGAUUCUGAAUGUAGACACCAACACUAUAGAGUCUCCCUUCGAAGACCUGAAGAAGAUACCAGCAGAUGUGGUAUCAGGUCUGAAGUUGUGUCUGAAACGUCAGGCAGCGUCAGCAGGUGUGGGCGUGGCCAAGGCCUUCCUCAGGGCUCAGGCUCUGCUGUUUGGAGGAUAUGGAGACGCUCUGAAGGGAAACACGAAUGGUCAGAUCAUGUUCUGUGAGGAGGUUUUCCUGGACCACAGGUCUCCCAGUAUGAGACAGUUCCUACAGAGUGCUGUCCAUCUGCAGCUCUUCAAACAGUUUAUUGAUGGACGUCUGGAGCUGCUGAACAGAGGGAUAGAGCCAGACGACCUGUUUGAACAAGAGAUGCUACAGUGUGGAACAGCAGAAGCAGGAAGCACCAAAGCCUAUCAUCAACUGGUGGGCAACCUGAAGAAAGGGGGAGGAGCUCUCAUCCUUAACGUCAAGUCUAAGACUCACAUGUACAAGUCGGCCAAACGUGGCUUGAGGAACUUUCUAUCACCCAAGGAGCACGUUGAGAUUCUCUCCCUUAAGAGAGGAAACUCCGUGUCCGGAACACACACACACCGCCGCAAACAAUCAGAUUGCCUUCAGAGCCGUUUACCAAUCACACAACACUUUGGGAAGUCUCGUCCCCGUCGUCCAGUUAACAAACAAGGCUGUCUCCUUGACGACGAGAACACACAAGAGAACAGAGACACCUGGGAGGAAGACUGGCAGGACAGUGCUGUCUCAGGCCCCGUGGCAGACCCAGAGCUCCAGGAGGAGGAGGGGGGAGACUCAGGUAUGUGUGACCCAGAGGAGAUGGACCUCCUGGGGGAGAUCUUUGACACGCUGAGUGCCCGGAGCUCCCAUGACCGCGGCCUGCUCUACGGGACACGAAGUUUAGACCUGUUUGGACCUGAUACUACUGACUACAUCAGACAGAGGGGCCUGGCCACUCCCAGUCAGGAAAGUCUAGGCGUGUCCAUCGGUGGGAGUGGCAGUCUGCACAGCUGGAACCAGGAGGACGGGCUACAAUACAUGGGGGAGGGGCCAGAACAGACCGAUGAUUCUGAUGGGCUAGGAGAGGGACAGGCGUUGUCAGAGGAAGCAUCAGAAACACCUCAAGGGAGAAGAGAGGAUGGGAGGAGAGAGAAGGAGUGGAGAGAGGAGGGAAGGAGAGAGGAGGGAAGGAGAGAG
Messenger RNA from Oncorhynchus mykiss (rainbow trout), 2319 nucleotides. Lineage: Eukaryota; Metazoa; Chordata; Actinopteri; Salmoniformes; Salmonidae. The record is from RefSeq and is a predicted model, not a curated record.